This is a messenger RNA of Bombus huntii, 2042 nucleotides long. RefSeq lists its product as uncharacterized. The transcript has a single exon. Bases 1221 to 1931 code for a protein of 236 amino acids. The record is from RefSeq and is a predicted model, not a curated record. Lineage: Eukaryota; Metazoa; Arthropoda; Insecta; Hymenoptera; Apidae.
AAAUACAUUUUUGCACUGCAGCGAAGCACGUACAAUCAAUAUGAGAACAAUUCUCGAAACUAUAAAAGGAAACUUCUGUUUCAAGGAUAGAUGACGCAGUGAUGAUUAUUGUUUCUGUAAUCGUUCAAAAUACUGUAAGCGGAAAUACAAUCAACGGACUAGAACGAAGUUGAAGGUUGUUUGGAAAGAUGUAUUUUGAAUGAAAAUAGUAUCUAACGAAAUGAGAAUGCAAAUCCUAUAGUAUUAUACAUUUCAUUUUCAUAGUACCAACUUUUUAUAGUCAUAUGAAAGUACUACUAAUUGCUAUGAAAUCUAAUAUGCUUAGAACUCUAACAUAGCUAAUUAAUUAUAAUAUGUAAAUUAAUUCAUAUGCAUAAUAAAUACAAUCGUGUAUACUUUCUGUAAGCACUGUAAAUAUACCUUUUUUUGUUCUCCAUUGAUUGCUUCGCAUCUUUAAAUAAGAGAACUUCGUAAUAUAGACUAUAGAAUUCUACAGUAGUGCUAGCCUAGAUUAACAAAGAUUCCAUUCAAAAAAAAGACCAUGUCUUAUACUCAUUAGGAAUUCCGGAGCAGAUUUCUUCAAGGCCAAUAAACAACAAAGGCUCUUGUGGACGAGAGCCCUUUUUCAGCAUAAUUCACUUCACCAAUAAGCAAAAUUGCUUAUUCUAUAUCUGCUCAACGCAUCACAUAAACAGAGUCUUUUACGCGCAAACAUAAUAUUACCCAAUAAUUUUGCGCUGACAUUUUGUCCACUAUCGGUUCGCUAAUCGGUUUCAACGAUUUUUCGUUUCAAAAAAUUUGAAAAAUUUACCUGACAAGAUAUACCACAUACGUAGGUACAUGCUCUAACUCGAAUUUCGUAUCGCAAUGUUUGGUAAAUUCAAGCACGACCUUCGAGCGAUCAUUGUUACGGUAAAAGCGACACCUCGAAAUUAUUUGUUAUUAGCCCAUUGCCGGUCACGUAUUCAUUAUAUUGCCAUUAAAUGAACGAAGAAAUUACACCAUGAAUCAUAUCGCCCAAGCGUAAGUUUCAUAAACUACCGUGUUUGAAAUGUUGUCUUUUUUCUUUGCAAUACCAGUUUUCUCGGUGAAAUAAACGCCACGAACAUUGAACGCGAUCAUUAAAUGGCUUUUAUAGGUGGAACGCGAAAUUUUCCAACAAAAGCAGUUCGCCAACUUGCAAUAGAUUGCUAUCGUCAUCAAACAUCGCGUCAUCCACGAUGGUUCAGUGCGGUUCCUGGAGAUCUAGAAUGCUCGAUAAGGUGAAAGAAUGCCGCGAUGCGAUUAAGAACAUGGUAGCCUUCGAUAAGUCGCCAAACAGCAUUAAAACUACGCGAACAGCCGGCAAACGCCCAAGCAAUUCCUCCUUCCACACGAGAGCAACGACUUCUCUGUCCUCGAUACCGGAUGUCAUUACGUUCAGCAGCAUCGCGUUGAAGCAUAAAGAAUACGAAGACGUGCCGAUUCUAAUGAGAGACUCCAUAUUCAAUUCGGAUGAAUCAGAGAAACUGAACACGUCCGUGGAACCGAUCGACCAAACUAACAAUGCAAACGAUUCGUUUAACCGCUUCGUUUCGAUGGAUAACAUGAUCAGUAAUUCGUUGAAAUCGUUCCUGGCGCUCGAGGAGCAGGUAAAAGAGGAAUUUUUGGAACAGCACGUUUCCUCGAUCAAAAAGAAAAUUUCAGCGGAACCGUUUCUUUCUUAUGCGGAAGGCAACGCAGAAUUCAUUUGGACAGAUGACACAACGGAGGAGAGUUUUUUUGGUAAGGCAUGGAAUUCUCUAGAACACUUGGACACGGUCGAUAUCGGAAAUCCACGUAGGAACUCUACAUUUUAUGAAGAUCUUUGCCUGCACAAUAAUCGUACUUCUUCCCCGAUUCGAAGUCAUCCGUUUCAAGAUUCUGGCUUUGAAAAUAAUUUCUCCAUAUAAGUUCUCACUUAUGAUUAUUUAUUGAAUAUUUCUUUUUUUUUAUGUUUUUUAUGUAUUGAACCUUUUGUAAGUUUAGUUCGUAUUUAGAUCAAUAAAGUUUAUUACAAUGAA